CUCCUCCUGUUCUUCAAUAUUGUACUGUUUUUUUUUUUUCGAGUUAAAAUGGCCGCCUUACAGAUAUAAUCCUCGGAGCUCCACCGUCAAAUCCCUUCACCAUCCAAAGCAAUAACCAAUGCGAUCGGCCAUUCGGACGGCACCGUAAGCCUUUCCUAGACGUUAUAAUACAGAUUAUGCUUUGGUUUCAAGGAUGGAAGAUCUAUCUGUUUCAUAUUUAACCCUUUGCUCUCCGAGAUCCGCGUCCAAAUGAGCGAGACCCGUGGAGCAAUAAAAGAAAAGACAGAGAUGCCUUUUGAUAAGGAUAUUCUUCGUCGGUCUUUAAAAAUGAUGCAUCAAGUAGGUAGCAGCAACAACGAUUACGGAUUGGGAGGCCUGGGAGAAGAUGGCCAGCACUCAAGUGGACAUUUUGAGUUGUGCGCCUCGCAAUCGGGGAAGUUCUAUCCGUCCGGGCCGCCUCCGCCGCUCCAGCUGCCCAUACCGAAUUUGCCGCCCUUACCGCAGAGCAUGAUCAAGCCCAUGUCGUGCCAGAUGCAGGACUCGGCGAGCGACUUCCUGCCUCAGGCCGUGCGCAUGAGGGCCGCCGAGGCGCCCGAAGGCUCCAAGAAGAAGAAAGGACUCGGGAAGACAGGAAGGCGCGGCAGACCUGCGGGUACCACCAAGUCCGCUGGGUAUCGGACAAGCACGGGGAGACCGCCUGGUACCACGAGGGCAGCUGGGUUCAAAACGAGCCCCGGGAGACCGCUGGGGACGACCAAAGCCGCGGGUUACAAGGUCAGUCCCGGGAGGCCUCCGGGUAGCAUCAAGACAUUGGCGAAACUCAACAAACUGGACUAUAGCGCCUGUAACGGAGCCCCCUUCCCUUACACGCUGAUGCAGAAACGGGCGCUUUGUGAAGCCACAGUCAAAGAGAAAAACACUAGCGAAUGAGGGGCAGGCUUUUGUAUUUAUUAGGAAAGGAUCGAAACCGCGUAUAUCCAUGGAGAAGUUUUUUUUUCUGUUUUUUUUUUUUUGCACUGGAGGCACUGACUCUUGCGAGAGCAGAAAGGCAAAUUUUGAUACUUAGACUUAACACUUGUUAUGUAUGUGGAAGUGUUACAUCGUCAUGAUCAAUUUCGUGUUAUUUCUCUAUCCAAAGAGCAUUACUCAUUCUCUCACACCUGCUAGGAAGGAGCAAUAAGCAGACUUCCGUUUCAUUUCAUUCGAAGGAAUAAAACCUUCAGGAAAAAAUCAACCUAUGGAGCGCUAUGCCUCGGCUAGACAUAACCCUGGGGGUUCGUGGCAGACAGACGCAGACAAAGACCUUUCCUCUCGACGGCCUGUCCGAUAAAAAGACCGACAAGCAAAUCCCCAAAAAAUGGCUGCUUAUUGCUCCUUUAAACGUAUAUUAACCUACUGUACAGAUGUGCAUGAUAGUAGUCUUGUGAAACAAUAACACAGUAUGUAUUAUAUGACAUUUCUCGGGCCAAUAGUAUUCACAAAAAGAAAAAAAAAAAACCUACCGCAAAUGUAUAGAGAGAAAAAAAAGAAUCACUUUUGUGUUGUUUUUAAACUUGUUACCUAACUUUUGAUAACGUGACCGCUUUAUGCCGUUCUGUAGCGACAUUCGAUUUCAUUCCGCACUUGAAAACGUUUAAUCAAUAUCACGUGCAUAUUUAUCCUUCUUUUCUUAACGUGUUAUGUGAUUCGUGCUUUGCCUGUAUCGUCUUUGGUAUGAACUAUCUUUUAUUUGUAUUGAAAGAAAAGAAAAAAAAACGUGGUGCCCUUUUAAAGUAGUGUCGAGUGACUUUUGAAGACUAUUUCAAUUAAUUAUUUUUAUCCGUUCGUUCGUUCGUUCGUUUGUUCGUUUGUGGUGAGACGAGAAAAAUGAAUCAGUGUAAUGCUUCAGAGCAUUCUUUUUUUCUAUAUGUGAUUGUGAUACAUUUGAUAGUUUAGUAUAUCCUGUAGUGUUCCUGUUCCAUACAAAAUAUUCAUGUUUAUCCAAAUCUGGAAUGCCAUGGUUUAAUCUUUCGUUUAGUGUUGUGUAAGCAAUUAGCAUCCAAUCUGCAAAAAAACUAAAAAAAAAAAAAACCACACAAUAAACAAAUAUCACGUAAGCAA
Molecule: messenger RNA, 2100 nt
Organism: Silurus meridionalis
Lineage: Eukaryota; Metazoa; Chordata; Actinopteri; Siluriformes; Siluridae
Exons: 3
Coding region: 250-930 (226 amino acids)
Source: RefSeq, a predicted model, not a curated record